AUGCGGUUGUACCAUGUUCGCUGGGCUCUGGCCAUGGCCAUGGCCUGGGUGUCGAGUGAGGCCACAACCUACUCACCCGUGAAGCCUCCCUCGUAUCCGUUGGCCGUCCGCAGUCCCUACUUAUCGGCGUGGAUCCCCGGCAAUCAUAUCGCGUCACUGCCCACCAGCAAUUCGCAAUUUUGGGCCGGUAAUGAUCUGACCUGGUCGGUGAUUGCACGAGUGGACGGCGUCGCAUACAAUUUGUUCGGAGUGGCCAAGGCUCCCGACGGUACUAAGUCAGCCUCGGUGACCGGGGCCACCUAUACCUCGACGCACUCCACGUUCACGCUCGAGGCUGGAUCGCGCAAAUUCACUCUCGACUUCUUUUCGCCCGUGUCCCCCAAAAAUUAUGUGCGCCAGUCGCUGCCCUUCUCUUAUCUCACUGUCACCGUCUCUGCCGGCGACUCGAGCGUCGUGCAGAUCUACUCCGACAUCGAUGAUAGUUGGACGGGCCAGUCAAGCAACUCCCGUUGGAGUUCGUCCACUAAGGGAUCCACGAGCCUGUUCCAGAUUCAAGCGGUCGGCGCAGCCACCUACUCGCAGAACCACGACGGUCAAGCCUUGUGGGGCAGCGCCAUCUACGCCACCCGUCCGUCGGGCGGCAGCUCCCUCUCCACAGCCUCUGGCCCAUCGGCUUCGGUUCGGAAGCACUUUGUUGACAAGGGCUCCCUGGACGGCAAACAUCCCGACUGGUCUUCUGGCGGUGUCGUGGGCUUUGUGCAUGAUCUGGGAACUACCUCAAAGAAAGCGUCCGUGACCUUUGCCGUUGGCCAUGAGCGCGAAAAGUCGAUCGACUUCCUCGGUACAGACCAGACGGGCUACUACCGGUCUAAAUUUCCCGAGACAGCGGAUGCUGUUUCCCACUUCCUGGAUGACUACACCGACGCCAAUGACGAAUCGACCAGGCUGGACAAACUCAUUCAAGAUCUCGGUACCUCGACCUACGGCACUAACUACUCGGACAUUCUUGCCCUCUCGGUCCGCCAGGUCUAUGGGGGUAUUGAGGUAACGAUCCCCAACGAGUCAAAGGACACCAGUAAGACCAGUGCUUUCAUCAAGGAAAUCUCCAGCGACGGAAAUAUCAACACUGUGGAUGUUAUCUAUGCAACGUUUCCUAUAUUCUACAUACUGAGUCCCGAUUAUCUCAAGCUACUCCUGCGCCCGGUGUUCGAGUACAUGCGCUUGGAUGAUUACACGAAGACCUAUGCAGUGCACGAGCUUGGUGCGAACUACCCCAACGCGACUGGCCACCCAGCCGAUGGCGAAGAGAUGCCCAUUGAGGAGAGCGGCAACAUCAUCAUUCUCGCCUACGCCUACGAAAAGGCAACUGGAAACAAGGACUUGACGAAUACGUACGCCGCCCAACUCGAGCAGUACGCCAAUUACCUGCACCAGCACGGGCUGUACCCAGCCUCGCAGUUAUCGCUGAACGACGCGCUGGGGACCUUGGCCAACCAAACGAACCUGGGCGUCAAGGCCGCCGUCGGCCUGGCUACAUAUGGCGCUCUGACAGGUCAGAAGAACUAUACUACGGCAGGCAAGCAGUUUGCCGACCGCAUCUGGACGGACCAUCUCGGAACCGAUGACCAUGGGACUCGGUUCCUGAUUCAAUACAACACCAAGCCGUGGUUCCUCGUCUUCAACCAUUACCCAGACGUGCUGUUCGAUCUCAACGUCUUCCCCAAAGAGACAUACAACGCUACCGCCAAAUUCUAUCCGACCGUGCGUGGUCUAGCAGGAGUUGCUCUGCAUGGAUCACUUGGCUGGGGCCAGACGAACUGGCAGGCCUUUGUGGCGGCAACGGUAGACGGCAACGCCCGCGAGGUUUUCAUUAGUGACAUACACGCGUACAUUGCCAAUGGGCAGAACUCGGCCCCAUUCUCGGACCGAUACUGGGUCGAGGCCAAAAAUGGCCACAUCGUCGGGCAGUCAUACGCGUUCCGUGCUCGGCCCACGCUGGGGAGUCACUUUGCGCUGGCUGCUUUGAAGGGAGCUAAUCUCUGGUCGUCAUGA
Penicillium alfredii is the source of this 2052-nucleotide messenger RNA. RefSeq names its product glutaminase family protein. The transcript is spliced from 2 exons. The record is from RefSeq and is a predicted model, not a curated record. Lineage: Eukaryota; Fungi; Ascomycota; Eurotiomycetes; Eurotiales; Aspergillaceae. The coding region runs from base 1 to 2052 and encodes 683 amino acids.